Messenger RNA from Amborella trichopoda, 2296 nucleotides. RefSeq lists its product as uncharacterized. The record is from RefSeq and is a predicted model, not a curated record. Lineage: Eukaryota; Viridiplantae; Streptophyta; Magnoliopsida; Amborellales; Amborellaceae.
UACAAGUACGGUACCUGACUUAAUAUUCAUUCCAUUAAUACCGAUGUUGCCGACCAGUUUGCUUUGGUUUUUACAACAGCCGUGUGCCUAAACCCGACCGACCUCUCUCUCUCUCUCUCUAUCUCUACUUUGAGAAUUCUGAAUUGGGAAUUUAGAGAGAGAAAUCUGAAUUGGAAAUUUAGAGAGAGAAAGAGGGGCCGGAGAAGAGCGACCCAUCUUCACACAAAGAACGCACCACUCUCUAUUCCGUGGCGCUAACAUCCGAAUUUGACACGAUCGCAGCGUGAAAGAAAGGGUUUCUCACGUUUCAGUUGCAGCAAUUAAAGGGCAGCACAGCAUGACCUGACCCCUCCUCUGUCUCUCAUCUUUCCCAUUAUAUAUCUAAUUAUUGUCAUUCAUUUUGGGGAAGAUGUGAAAAGGGGUUUGGAUUUUGGAGGGUGCAGGUGGGUUCGGGUUAGCCGCCAUGGGCUCGGAUAAACGGCUUCGAUAUAACCGGGCAGCUAUGGUGAAGCCCUGCUUCUUCAGUGUCAGAAACACCGUCUUGCUCUUCUUCCUCAUCGUCUUGACUGUGCUCCUCCUUCCACUUUACAAGAUGGAGUACCCCACCCAAAUACGAACUCUUGUGGGUGACAAUCUAAGGCCAACGCCAUGGCAACCCUUUCAUCACCAGCCCCAAAUCCAGGGCGACUCUUGGUGGAGCUACAAACGAGCUGCACAAGUUUGGCAAUGCACCCACCUGAGCUGCCUUUUAACAUGGCCCACUACUCACAAACCACUCAUCGGCUCGACCAGGGCUCAAUGUCCGAACCAAUUCCAGUGGAUCCAUGAGGACUUGAGACCCUGGAGGAGCCAAGGGAUUUCAAGAGAAGUUUUGGAGUCAGGGAAGCCUAGAGCAGCAUUCCGAGCCAUAAUAAAAAACGGGCGCUUGUACAUUGACCUUUACUACUCAUGCGUGCAAACCCGAGCCAUGUUUAGCGUUUGGGGUCUGGUGCAGUUGGUGAAGAGGUAUGGGACGUUGAUCCCAGACGUUGAGUUCAUGUUUGAUUGCAUGGAUAGGCCAGUGAUUGAGCGGUCGCGCUACAAGUGGAAGCUGCCUCCCCCCUUGUUUCGCUAUUGUAGCAACCGUGGCAGCUUUGAUAUUCCCUUUCCUGACUGGUCCUUUUGGGGAUGGGCUGAGACAAAUAUAGCUCCAUGGGAUGAAGAGUUCAGAAGCAUCAAAAGGGGAUCAGAACAAGUCAAGUGGAAAGAUCGUGUGCCCAUGGCUUAUUGGAGGGGGAACACCAGAGUGGGCUCACCAGCUCGUGUUGAACUACUUAAAUGCAGCAAUUCUAAAACAGCCCAAAUACAGGAGCAAAAUUGGGAGGAAGAAGCCCAAAAGAAGUAUGCAAGUUCCAAGCUCUCUGACCAAUGCAAACACAGGUAUAAGGUUUAUGCGGAAGGGUGGGCCUGGUCUGUGAGCUACAAAUACAUUCUAUCAUGUGGGUCUACAGUAAUGACCAUAACUUCACAGUAUUUUGAUUUCUUCACUCGAUGGCUGCUGCCCAAACGCCACAUUUGGCCAAUCAACCCCUCCACUAUAUGCCCCUCUCUUGACUUCGGCGUGAAUUGGGGCAAUGCCAAUCCCAAUCAGUCGGAGAGCAUAGGGAGGAAGAGCCGAGAGAUGAUGGAGAUGAUGAGCAUGAGCACAGUAUACGAUUACAUGUUCCACCUUCUCUCCGAGUACUCCAAGUUGCAGAGAUUCACCCCAACUCCCACACCCACCUCCUACUUUGUGUGUGAGGAUUCCAUACAGUGCCUUGCCAGCCCUAGAGAGAAAUCCUUCCUCAAAAGAUCACUUCAUUCUUAUAUGGAAGAUCAUAAUCCAAUGCCUUGCUCUCUCUCUCCACCGAACGAUACUCUCAUUCGAAAGUGGAUCGAAAUGCAAGAUGAUGGGCUCAGAGAAGUGAGAGAAAUGGAGGAGCAUUCCGCCAUCGACUCCCCACAGAACCGGCCGCACCGUUUGUAGCUGCUCAUGUUGGAAUAGGGCUUCUAUAAGAAGCAAUAUACAGUAUGAUCUAUAGAGAUCAUACUGUAAUGGCCCUCUCUGAGAUUUACUAAAAAGUUGUUUGCUAAGUCAUGUUGGGUUAUUUGGCUUAGUUCUUAAUGGGUGAGGCCUAACUUCUUGUUUAACUUGUUUACUACGGUCUUUGGGUUCAAAUCCGAAAUUAGUGAUAAUUUCAAAGGGGACUGACCCUUUGACACAAGCACUUGGGCACAGGGAAAAAAAAGCAAUAGAGAUAUAAAUUUUUAGAAUGUA